Messenger RNA from Candidula unifasciata, 1678 nucleotides. Lineage: Eukaryota; Metazoa; Mollusca; Gastropoda; Stylommatophora; Geomitridae. The record is from the annotation of a GenBank genome assembly.
GUGUAAGCUGCUGGGAAAUUGAAAAUUUCUUACCCAAUGCAGUCGAAGAAGCACUCAUUGGCAAGUUCUAUCAAGCUGAUUGCUACAUUUUGCUAAAGACUUUCAUUGAUGAGUCCAGCAGUCUCAGCUGGAAGAUUUGGUAUUGGAUCGGCAAUGAUGCCACGCUUGACAAGAAGGCUUGCUCAGCCAUCCAUGCAGUGAAUCUUCGCAAUUUACUGGGUGCUGACUGCCGAACGAUUCGGCAAGAACAGGGAGAUGAAGAUGAAGAUUUCCUGGCUCUGUUUGAAAGUGGCAUUUCUUACAUAGCCGGUGGAAGGACUGCUAGUGGUUUCUACACUGUAGAAGAUAUGGAGCCAGAACUCAGACUGUAUCGAGCAACCGGCACCCAGUCGGUACAUAUGGAAAGAUGCCCCCUGCUGGUGGAAAUGCUCGAUCCCAGACAUGUCUUCCUAUUGGACGCUGGCCAAAAGAUCUUUGUUUGGAAUGGCAGCAAGUCUAAUCUUGUCACACGUACAAAAUCUAGACUGAUUGCUGAGAAAAUCAACAAGAAUGAAAGAAAAGGAUCAGCAGAGAUCAUCCAGUUUUCCCAGGGCAAAGAAACUUUUGAUUUCUGGAAGGUGUUUGGUGUGUCCCCAGAAAAUGUACAAAUCAAGCCCACUCCACUGUCUGACAUUCCACCUGCUGACCCACGAUUGUACAGAGUUGGUCUCGGCAAAGGUUAUCUAGAGCUUCCACAGGUUCAUAUCCCCAAAAACCGAUUGGUGAACUCCCUGCUAGACACAAAAUGUGUAUAUAUUUUGGACUGCAUCACUGAUGUCUUUGUUUGGAUUGGUAAGAAGUCGACAAGGUUGGUUCGAGCUGCUGCUCUUAAGUUAGCGCAGGAGUUGCAUGACAUGAUAGAUCGACCUGAAUUUGUCACAAUUUAUCGCUGCCUAGAAGGAACGGAACCUCAGAUUUUUAAAACAAAGUUUGUGGGAUGGGAUGAUGUCUUGCCCGUUGAUUACACUAGGACUUCUGAAUCUAUCACCAGGAGGGGAGCAGACUUAAAGGUUAUAAUGGAGAAGGACAAGAUGCAGACAGACCUGUCAGCCCUUUUCAUGCCACGACAGCCGCCCAUGACAGAGGAAGAAGCUGAGCAACUAUCAACAGAUUGGAAUGAAGAUCUUGAUGGCAUGGAGUCAUUCGUUCUAGAGAACAAAAAGUUUGUUCGUCUUCCUGAUGAGGAGUUGGGCGUCUUUUACACUGAGGACUGUUAUGUGUUCCUGUGCCGUUACUGGGUGCCACCAGAGUUGCCUGAAGGAGAAGAGGAAGUUGAUGAGGAGGAUCUGCCAGAGGAUGAGUUCAAAUGCAUCGUGUAUUUUUGGCAAGGGAGAGAUGCAUCCAACAUGGGAUGGCUCACUUUCACAUUCAGUUUGCAGAAAAAAUUCCAAACUUUGUUCGGUGACAAGCUGGAGGUGGUGAGACAGCAUCAACAGCAGGAGAAUCUGAAGUUCCUCUCUCACUUCAAGAGAAAGUUUAUCAUUAGAACUGGGCGACGUCCCGCAGGUCGUCCAGCAGGGUCAGAAAAGGUUAAACCCACUACAGAGUUCUUUCAGCUCAGAGCAAAUGGUAGCCCUAUUGCAACAAGAUGUAUUCAGCUGGAGAAACCUGAUGCCACUUGGCUUUGUCCUCGUUUCUG